AUGGCUCCUUAUAACGAAGACAACUUCCUCAUAAUACAGCCAGGAUCGUACAACACAUUGUUUCGACUUGGACUGGAGGAGUCUUUGUCACCCCCCAAGUAUUCUAUUCCAACCAAAGUGUACCGAGACCCGUCCAAUCCAAACAAGUUUCAAUCCAAGUCGUCAGAUGAAUCAUUGGCUAUUUACCCUAUAGUUAAUGGAGAAAUUGUAGAUGUUGCCGCUUUCAAUUUCUUAUUAAGACUUAUUUUAAGAUCCCUUAUUAACGCUAAUCCACUGAUGUUGACUAAUAAUGUGGCAUUACUAUUGGUGAGCUCAAUUCGUUGGAGCAACUUGAAUAUUGAAUACAUCACGAAAUAUGUCUUUGAGACUUUACAGUUGACAGCUUUGCAAAUCAUACCGCUACCUCUUGCAUCAGCUUUUGCUCAUGGUUCCAUCCCUAAUUGUUGUGUAAUUGAUUUAGGUGGAGACAAGUUUGACGUAUCACCCAUUCUCAAUUUUCAGGUCAUCAAAGGCUAUUCCAGAACUGUGCCGACUGGUUCUUCCACCAUUAACAAGCGUCUCAAACAACUAUUACCUAAUCUUAAUGACUCACAAAUUGAAAAUUUAAAACGAUCAUCUAUCUUUGAAUCGUUAUCCGAGGAAGACGCUAAAAAUUCCUUUUUUGGACUAGAAGGUAUUGGCUUAGAAGACGAUACCAAAAAAAACCCUGAGGAUGACGGUAUCUUAGAUAUCGCUGCUAUUGUCACCAGUGAGAAAUCUACAAAAGAAAUUUUGGAAGACGUUAAGGGAAAAAAAGAGAAAACAUCCAAACAAUCUGAAGUCAAACCUAACUCUGUACUGGAAACGAAUAGCUUUGUGACCAGCGAUGGCACCGAAUUAACAAUAGGAAAGGAACGAUUUCAAGGCUGCGAUGAGUUAGUAAGGGCUUUAGGUGAUACUGUGUUUGAAUGUCUAUCUAACAUCAUUGAUUCCACUAAAAGACAAGAGUGCUACGACAAUUUAAUUCUUAGUGGAAAUACCUGGAAGAUAAAAGGCCUUAAGGAAUCGUUUCUGGUAUACCUCUUGAACACAUAUGGUGCAAAAUAUCCCAUUAGCUCGGAAGCCAUAAAACAGAAAGUAAGCAAGAGAUCUAAGGCUGAUGCAGUUUUCAGAAAUGAGACGGACGCUGAUAGCAGUAACCAGCGCAGUGAAAAACUUGUACAAGUACCACAACAUGUGAAACUCGUCAAAUUUCCUGAAUACUUUACGGAAUGGAAGGACAUAGGACAUGAAGAUAACUCUUUUCUGGGAGCUCAAAUUUUUGCUAAACAAGUGUUUGGCCACCACCACAAUCAUAAUAGUAACAAUGGUGGAGGAACCUACUUGAACAAGGAUGAUUAUUUGGAAAGAGGUCCUUUGGGCAUCUGGGAUGUAGUUUUCUAA
Messenger RNA from Komagataella phaffii GS115, 1422 nucleotides. RefSeq lists its product as uncharacterized. The coding region runs from base 1 to 1422 and encodes 473 amino acids. NCBI's taxonomy places the organism in Eukaryota, Fungi, Ascomycota, Pichiomycetes, Pichiales, Pichiaceae. The record is from RefSeq and is a predicted model, not a curated record. The transcript has a single exon.